UUGAUCGCGCACACAGACGAUUAUAAAAAGCUACCCUCGCUUGGACGGUGAACACCUCGAACGUUGGCCUCAGCGAUAUCUCUCAUCAGUCAGUGCACACUGCAUGCGAUGAUGCUGGUGGCUUUCUACUUGACCGUGCUCAGUCGACUUUUUACCGGAGCCACAUCUUCUCCAUUUCCCGGUGAUGCUGCUCCUCGGAGACCCUUCUACAUCGGUGGAGUGUUCCCGAAAUUCAAUGACCCUGCGUAUGACCUCUUACCAGCGACUGUGCAGACGGCCAUAGACCAUGUGAACAACAUGACAGGUCUGCUUGAUGGAUAUGAGCUGAGACUGAGAUGGGAGUGGACAAACGGUGGAGCGGCCAGAGCGUUGCAACUUCUCAACACGUUCGUCUACACGGAGCCACACGUUGUGAUGACGUGGGGGCCUGCACUAUCCAGCGAAGCCCUGGUGCUGAACGAGGUUGCGGCUCAAUACAACCUCGUACAGGUUGGCCUUGCGAACUCUCCAGCCCUCGGCCAGGGUCAUAAAUACCCGCUCACGCUGCGGAUUUGGGAGGAAGAAAACGAGGUUAACCCGGCAAGGGUCGCCCUGAUGAAGAGGUUGAACUGGAGCAGGUGUGGGAUGAUAUUUGAAGAGUCCACUUUCAGACAGCACUUUGAAGACUUGGCGGAGUUGUUGCGUCAAUCCAAUAUCACUGUAGCUGCGAUGGAGGUCGUCCACGACGUGACGCAAUCACAAGAGCAGAUUAGGAGUCUCCAGCGCCAUGACGUCAGGGUUAUAUUCAUUGGAUUCUACGCAGGGGCAGCUAAGCGCCUCUUCUGUCAGAUCUACCAUCUUGGUUUAUGGGGCCCAAAAUACGUAUGGAUCGUUCCCGGCUGGUACCCGGCCGGAUGGUGGUUGACAGUCACCAGAGAAAACCACGGUUGCACGGCUGAACAACUUGACGAGAUGUUGAUAUACCACCUCUUUGUGAGCGGUGUUCAAGUAAUCGAUAAAUUGGACGAUAUCGACUACCACGGUCUUAAACCCCAAGACGACCCGACUCAACGGCAGUACCUCAAAUGGCUGAGGAUGAAGAGCCUCUUGGAUAAUAACUGGGCAACGCUCGGGUACGCGUAUGACGCGCUCUUCGUCAUUGCCUUGACGUUCAAUGCGUCCAUUGCUGACCUUGCCGAGAUGACUCCACCCCGACGGCUGGACGACGAUGUAUAUGAGGAUGAAGAGAUUUCUAAGAUUUUCCGACGCAACGCUGAAACCAUUGACGUGUAUGGUGUCACGGACCAUCUUGUGAUAAGUCAAGACGGCGCUCGGGUCUUCACAGAAUAUGUUUACAUCGAACAAAGUCAAGAAAAUGGAUCUUACGCCAAGGUGGCUAGAUUUAACACAGCGAAUUCAACAGUGUCUCUACUGGAUGGACGGACACUCCUCUGGUCAGGAAAGGGUCCACCAGUAGACGGGAUCACGGAGAUUGAAGAACCCAUUACGAUCUCUCUGGUCAACCGACUGGUGUCGUACGUACUUUCUGCAUUCGGCUCACUCCUCUCGCUGUAUUUCGUGACGAUUAAUAUUCGAUAUCGAAACCAAAGGGCUAUUAAACUGUCGAGUCCAAUGUUGAAUAACUUCAUUGUGUGCGGUUGUCUUCUUCUCUAUGCGGCUGUCUUUCUGUUUGGCCUCGACAGGUCGACUAUGAAUGAUGACGUCAUCGUCGGGCUGUGCUUCGUGGAGACAGCAUUAAUCUGUGUUGGUAUUUCGUUAGCAUUCGGAGCUCUGUUCCUAAAAACCUACCGAAUACACCUUAUAUGGACAAACUCGAUGAAGCAUGCAAAGAGAAUGGAGAUUCCUGACUCUAAACUGAUGGCUGGAGUAGCAGCAAUGGUAAUUGUUGACGUCAUCUGUAUCUUGUUAUGGAUUCUGCUGGACAGAACGACCGUACAAAAGUUUUACCUGGAGUCUAAGCUAGAUGAGACAAAUCCUGAGUUGGAGCUGUACAUAGUACCAGUAUACAGAGAGUGUCUAUCAGAUAACCAGAUUGUGUUUACUAUGGCAAUCUACUCUGUGAAGGGUCUGGUCAUGCUAGGCGGCAUCUUCCUAGCCUGGGAAAUGAGACGAAUCACAGUGGCUGAACUGAAUGAUAGUCACUUCAUUGCACUGUCAGUUUACGUAGUCGCCUUAACCAUGGCUAUUACCAUUCCCACCCUGUACGUGAUCAAGGAGAAUAGAGAGCUGUAUUUCGGCGUUAGGUCUGUCGCUAUUGUGCUGGCCAACACCACUGUGCUGUGUCUAGUCUUUGUCCCAAAGAUAACGUUAUUUUUCAAGACGAAAGACGGCGAGUUAAAGCUCCAUUUCGGUAACAAAGAUCAAAGCACGGGGUCGAAUCUCCCGGCAGCAUCUACCCUUAAUCACGGCCCGGGACAGGGAUCGAGGUUGAUGCAAACUUUAGUCAAGAGACAUCGAACGCUGUUCGAGUUAGUGUCAAAACUGAAGGCACUCGAAGCAAUUCAAGUUAAAGCGCUACGAUCGAAAACGAGCAACGGUAAGCAGAGCCAUGAAAUUGGGCCCACAGGUCUGUAAAGAAAGCUCAUGCGUACAUUGAUCCAUUCAGAGAGGCGAGGUCACUGAAUGGAACGACGGAGAAAAGAACUAUUUCUUCCUCCAUGAUGGAACUUUGCAUCUUUAAACUCAUCUUGAAGACAAUUCUCUCCACGAAUGUUUUAUAUAGCAUCUGUAUCUCCGUCAAUUAUAGACGAAACUGUGAGAACAAAUUGUAUUCUGGUAUCCAUUUAGGGUGAUUUAGACAAAUUGGCACAGAAUGCGGUGUUGUGUGGUGUGGUCUAGCAUGCAAUGGUAAAAAAAAAAAUGGGACACAAAUGCACGGUGGUGAACGGCACUGUGUGCAUGUUCUACGAGACGUAGGCUAUACUAAUGGAAUAGUGCAAUCACUAUAAUUUUGUUUUACACACAAUCAUCCAAGUAACUGACUAUACUUGGGUGUUAUUAUAAAUGUGCAUUAUAUUAAGUAUUGUUGUUUUCCACUUUGAAACAGCCGGUGUCAGAUGCAAUUGUGUCCGCCCUGCAAUACUGUCCGCUCCGGACACUUUUG
Molecule: messenger RNA, 3103 nt
Organism: Asterias rubens (European starfish)
Lineage: Eukaryota; Metazoa; Echinodermata; Asteroidea; Forcipulatida; Asteriidae
Product: gamma-aminobutyric acid type B receptor subunit 2-like
Exons: 17
Coding region: 109-2574 (821 amino acids)
Biological process (GO): G protein-coupled receptor signaling pathway; gamma-aminobutyric acid signaling pathway
Cellular component (GO): membrane; G protein-coupled receptor heterodimeric complex
Molecular function (GO): G protein-coupled GABA receptor activity
Source: RefSeq, a predicted model, not a curated record